UUCUUGUUCAACUUGAAGACAUUUAAAUUUUUAGAUGAAUUUAAUAAUAUUAUUAUAAAUCAAGUUGAGGGAUGUAUCCAUCAAGUUCAACCAUAAGGUUGUUGUCUACUUUUAGAAAGUCUUCUUCAAUAAUAGCAUGUGCAGAUGUUUCACAACAUCCUUGUUGUGCACAUACUUGUGCAAAAAGAAAGAUAUUAUUGAAGCAACAUGGUUGCAGGACAAAUUUUAAAAGAAAAAUCUCUGUGUUUGAAGUUGAAAAAAAAGAAACUUUGAAGUCAUUUGCUAAAGAAAUAUACAAUGCAAAAAUUAGUAUGAAUUGGGUGUUUCCAUAUCCAACUCUUGAAGGCAGCAAGGAGUUGAAUGAAUUUCACGAAAAUUUGAAACCAAUCAAUGAUUUUUUAUCAACAUAUGAAAUUAAUUCAAAGAAACUUGAUGAAGAUGCAGAAAUACCUAAAGAAUUAGUGGAGGAAUUAAAGAAGCUUGGCUUAUUUGGAAUGUUAAUACCUGAAGAAUAUGAGGGAAAGGGUUUGAGCAACAUGAAAUUUUUGAAAAUAUCUGAAGAUUUAGCAAGUGCUGAUGCAUCUGUUAAUAUGAUGGUAGCCAGUCAUAAUUUGCUCGGGGCACAACCAAUUUUGAUGUUUGGAAAUGAGGAUCAAAAGAAGAAAUAUUUACCUAAGAUGGCAAGUGGUGAAACUAUUGCUGCUUUCUGUUGUAAUGAAGCGUCUUGUGGAAGCGACAUAAAUACUAUGCAAACCAGAGCAACACUCAGUGACGAUGGUCAAUUUUGGCUUUUGUCUGGUGAAAAAACCUCAAUAAACAAUGCUGAUAUUGCUGAUGUUUUUAUUGUUUUUGCUAAAACCGAAGUGGUUGAUGUUGGUGGAGGAAUCAAAGAUAUUAUAGCAGCAUUUAUUGUUGAACAAAAUUUUGGGAGAAUUCAUAUCGGUCCUCAGGAAGAUAAAAUGGGAAUGAGAGCUUUAAAUACCUCUGAUAUUAUAUUCGAUCAAACUCCAGUUCCAGUUGGAAAUAUGAUUGGUGAAGUGAGAGAUGGAUUCAAGAUUGCUACAGAUACUUUGAAUUAUGCGAGGUUGGGACUUGUUGCUGGUAUGAUAGGACCUAUGAGAGAUGCAGUACAAUUCUCACUUGCCUUCAAUAGUCAACGAAAACAGUUCGGGAGACGAUUGGAAGAUUUUGAACUUGUUAAAGAACGAAUUUUCAGAAUGAAUUCCAACAUAUAUCUAAUGGAAAGUGUAGCUUACCUAACAAUGGGAAAAUAUGACCAAGCAGUCGAAGAAGACAAAAUCCCUGACCUUUCCGUAGAAUCUGCUAUAAGCAAGGUAUUCUGUGCUCAGAAAGCACAAGAAAUAGCUAAUGAUUAUGUUGAAUUGUUCGGUUAUCGAGGAUAUACAAGAAAUUUUCCAUGCGAGCGUUUGUUCAGAGACAGCAAAAUGUUAUCGCUGUCAGAGGGAACUGAAGAUGUUUUAAAGAUGUAUAUUGCAUUGUGUGGCUUGCAGAAUGCAGAAGGAUACUUAGAUAAAAGACUAAGAAAUCGAAAGAUCGGAACUGUACGACAACAAAUAAGCUCCUUAUUUGAUGAGUUUCGAGAUCACCGUAGUAAUGAAUAUAUCAAAAAAGGGUUUGGGCAGAAAAAAAUCCCUUCAUUUGGUCUAACAACAGAUUCUAAAACAAAAACGUGGCUCGAUCCAAGAUUGAAGGAAUGUGCAUUGACAAUAGAAAGAUUAUUGCUAAGCUUUUACCGUAAAGUUUACAGAAAUAUAGAAUAUUUUGGAAAUGGAAUUAAUGAAGAACAAAUUCGUUUACGGAAACUUGCUGAAAUUACAAUAGCUUUAUACUCGUUGCUUGCUACCAUGUCUCGAUGCAACAAAACAUUAAUUCUAGGAUUGCGUCGAUCUGACACAGAGUAUAGGACCAUGGUAGCGCAUCUGCAUGUUGCUUAUCGUGAAGUUGGACAUUUACUUGAAGAACUUGAAAAAAAUUUUGGAAGUCCGACAAAUGAUUUGAGAAGAAUUUGUAAAGAUCUCAUCGAUGAACGAAGAUAUUUUAUUGCACAUCCACUCGAAUUAGAACACAGAUAUUUGGAAAAUCCUAUUUAUCUUCAGCAUUUUGUAAAUGUUAAAAGUUUGUCUGAAUAAACGUUUUUUCCUCAUUCUA
Molecule: messenger RNA, 2169 nt
Organism: Styela clava
Lineage: Eukaryota; Metazoa; Chordata; Ascidiacea; Stolidobranchia; Styelidae
Product: complex I assembly factor ACAD9, mitochondrial-like
Molecular function (GO): acyl-CoA dehydrogenase activity; flavin adenine dinucleotide binding
Source: RefSeq, a predicted model, not a curated record